Carcharodon carcharias (great white shark) is the source of this 6718-nucleotide messenger RNA. Its product is annotated as leucine-rich repeat transmembrane protein FLRT2. Gene Ontology annotation, molecular function: protein binding. NCBI's taxonomy places the organism in Eukaryota, Metazoa, Chordata, Chondrichthyes, Lamniformes, Lamnidae. The record is from RefSeq and is a predicted model, not a curated record. The coding region runs from base 1146 to 3125 and encodes 659 amino acids. The transcript has 5 exons.
GGGUUGGUGAGAUCAGUAAGUGGGCGUUUUCACAUUUCAGACUUGUGAGUCCACGAGUGCCUGAACUUGCAUUCAGUUCCCAAGAACUCAACAGGUCUCUCCCCCCUCCCCGCCCCCUUCAGAAGAGUAAAGUGGAUCUCUGUGUGUGUGUGCAGCAGCAAGCGACCAGAUACCGGGAACUGGUGCGAUCAUUCAGGGAAUGGAACAUUUUCCAACUUUCAUCACCUAGUGACAACAUAAAGCACUCCACGACCUGGUAUACAGCCUUGAAACAACUGAGAGAAAAUUAGCUCACAAAUGCUCAAAGACAAGUUUCAUUUCCAGUGUAGCUUCACCAUAGUAAAAACAUCCUGAGGUGCUUCAACGAGGGGAGAACAGGCACUGAGCAGUGAUAGAUUUAGGAAGAGAAACCGCGGCAGAGGCGACUCUUGAGGGGUUCCAGUGCUUUGAGGGACCCAGGAGAGAUAGAGAGAGAGAGAGAGGGCGUCAAAGCAUGGCCAGACUGAUGAAGCAGAGCCCUCCGCUGGGCUGAGCAGAGACGCUGUUCAGUGAUGACAGAAGCCGAGUGGAGUACAAGUCAGCCUAACCCAACUACUGGGAUUGUGCUACCCUGGCUCAGCCAAGAUUAACUAACAAACCACGAAAAUCGUGAAGAAGACGGAUAAAAAACAGGGUAUGACCGAGGCACAGUAUCGGUCAGCAACGUAAAGGAUUCUAGAUGUACAAGGCAAGCUGAGAUGACACCCCUUUCUGACUUGGAGCAGCAGUGUGUGAUGAAGAGACUCCGGAUUUAAUAAACCCACCAAAUGCUGCUGGGCUUUGUGCUUGCGUUUAUAUGUGCAAUUCCAAAUUGCCAAUCUCCAGCAAAAGCAAAAUGUGAUGUGUGUUAGUCGUCACCGAGUGUCCUGGUUUAGAUGGAAGAAUUUUCAGAGCACAGCUCUAGUUAACAAAUUGCUGCUUCCACUCUUAAGUCAUAAAAAAAACGCACACAAGGAUUAUUCUCACCAGGCACAUGUACUGUUUCUCCUCCCAAGUGUUUGGAUGAAGCAAACACCGGCUUUCCAUUCACAAGAGCUGCCUCUGGCAUUGUGGAUUUUCUAAACGCCUGCUGUUUUACAAUUAGAAUUCCUUAAUUGUUAAGAGUGAUGGGAAUGUCACGGACCAGAGUCUGUUUCAUGGACUGGAUUACUUUAUUGCAGUUAUGGAUUAUGUUUCUAUUGGGACUGUGUGCACAAAUAGCCGGGGCGGAUUUUUGUCCUUUGGAGUGCCGUUGUGAUAGGAAAUUUGUUUACUGUAAUGACCGUGGUUUGACAUCAGUGCCUGCUGGGAUACCAGAGGGUGCUGUUAUUCUCUACCUCCAAAACAACGUCAUCAACAAUGCUGGAUUUCCUCUUGACUUGCGAAAUGUGCUCUCUGUUCAAACGGUAUACUUGUACGGCAAUGAACUGGAUGAGUUCCCUGUAAACCUACCAAAAAACAUGAAGGAGCUCCACUUGCAGGAAAAUAACAUCCAGACUGUCUCCAGGGAAGCCAUCAGCCAGUUGCAGAAACUUGAAAAGCUACAUCUGGAUGACAACUCCAUCUCAACUGUUGGCAUUGAAGAUGGCGCUUUCCGAGAAGCUACCAACCUCAAGCUGCUGUUCUUAUCCAGGAACCAUUUGAGCAGUGUGCCGAUUGGGUUACCGUUAGGCCUGGAGGAGCUACGGCUAGACGAGAAUCGGAUCUCCACUGUGUCAGAGCUAGCCUUUCGGAACCUGACCCUUCUUCAGCGCUUGGUCUUGGAUGGGAACCUCCUGACUGACGGAGGGAUUGCCGAGGGAGCCCUGGAGCAGUUGAUGAAGUUGACAGAGCUCUCGCUGGUGCGGAAUUCUCUCACCGUGCCCCCACCGAACCUUCCAGGCGGCAACUUGGUGAAACUCAGUUUGCAGGAGAACCAAAUCAGUCAGAUUCCAGUUGCUGCCUUCACUCAACUGAAACGACUCGAGAAGUUGGAUCUUUCCAAUAACCAGCUCCGGAUGCUGGUGAAAGGAGUUUUCAAUGGUAUGACUAGUUUGAAACAGAUUCUUUUGAGGAAUAACCCCUGGCAUUGUGACUGCAACAUAAAGUGGGUGACCAAAUGGCUGCAGUCACUUUCGUUUUCUAUAAACGUGCGUGGGCUGAUGUGUCAGGGGCCCGAUAAAGUCAGAGGAAUGGCUAUAAGAGAUCUGAAUAUAAACCUAGUAUCCUGCCCAGUUACCACCCCUGCUCCUCACGUCACACCCAUCCCCCCCGCCCCUUUGCCAUCUGCCAUAGUGACUGUCAUCCCCACUACUUUUAAUCCUGCUAACAACACCUCCAUUCUCCCCUUCGCACCGGGGUCGACGUCCCUUGUCCCUACAAGAGACAAAGAAUUCACGGACUCUUUGCCAGUCGGCCAACUGCGACUCACUGUUCAAUUUGUGAAUGACACCUGCAUUCAAAUCAGUUGGCUGGCCAUCUUCACGGUGACCAAGUAUAGAGUCACGUGGGUGAAGCUAGGCCACAGUUUAGUCGGUGGCAUUAUGCAUGAAAGGAUAGUUAGUGGGGACACGGAGCAGCUGAGCUUGCUGAAUCUGGAACCCAAAUCGACCUACAGGAUUUGCAUGGUUCUCCUGGAUGCCUCAAAUAACUUUCACCCCGAGGAUGAUACAGUUUGUUCAGAAGCCACUACAAAGUCGUCAUCUUUUAACACAAACAUGGCCUCGAGUCCCGAGCAGGCGACCCAACAGGAUCUGAGCUCCCCUUUACUGUUGGCAGGGCUGAUAGGGGGAGCAGUGAUCAUCGUACUGGUUGUUCUACUCAGCAUUUUCUGCUGGCACAUGCACAAAAAGGGGAAAUACAAUUCACAUUCGUGGAAGUACAAUCGAGGACGGAGGAAAGAUGACUACUGUGAGGCGGGCACUAAAAAGGACAACACAAUUCUCGAAAUGACUGAGAACAGUUUUCACAUAGUCUCAUUAAAUAAUGAACAAAUGCUUAAGGAGGAUUUUAGACUGCAGUCGAUAUACCCUCCAAAUGGAGCGAUUAACUUUACAGACUGUCACACCAGAAGCAACAGCAGAUACUGUACUAGUGGGGCUCCAGAUUUGGAACAAUGUCAUACAUGACCAUGCAGUAUAAAGACCCUGCAGUUAUGGGACUUUCUAGAAUAUAUUUGUGAAAUAUUGUCCAGACAGAUUGUGUCUGCCUACUGUGUAAUUUAUACAGUGUAAAAAAAAAUUGCUAUCUUUUCUAUUACAAAAAAUAAGUAGCAACAAUUUUGUAAUGCAGUCAAGUGGUUUAAAAAAAGAGAUUAAGUAAGCUGUAUAGUUGUUGCUGUACAAUCAAGGCCUAUGUUCAUAAAUGAUUUUUUUAACGUUUGACAGCAUUUAAUGACGUAGUUUCACAGUCGGGGUUUAAAACAUCUUUUGAACAGUUACACUGGCACCUAAUUUAGAAACCAACAAAGACUGAUAGUUAAUCUGAUCUUCCCAAACUGUCCUCUACCAUGUUUGCUCACCUUCCUGUUUUAAAAAUGUUUGUCCUUUGCUGUGGUAUAGUUUUUCCUGCCAUUGGUACCUUGCUCCUCAUGGCCAUAUCGAGUUGUGAGCCUAAAUGUGAGUGUAAGCAAAUGGCCUCGGAGGACAGUCCAGCCAAGCCCAACAUCCACCUGUUUUCCAGCAGGGGGCCACUGCAUAGCAAUUAGGCAUUUGUAGCUUCUGAUGAUUUCCACCCCCCUGCCCCAGCCCCCACUAUCUGUAGCCCAGGGCAUUGUGAACUGUUUUAGCAUUCAGACACUCAGCUAGGAGCAACUAACUCAGCUCAGUUCAGACUGGAAGUUGAACUUGGGACCUAUGGUCUCCAAGACUGGAAACCACAUCACACAUCUACCUAACGACCCAUUUCAGGAGCUUAAUCAGAUGCAUCAAUUGACUGUUCAGUACUUUCAGUAUACUGUAUGUACAAUAUAAUUUAAUACGCUCUUAGCAGAGUCUCCUUAAAACUCCACUUAAGCUACGACCUUCCAUUUUAUUCAAUGCUUUGAUUAGAUUUCCCCCAACAAUUAGAUCAAUUAAGUUUUUUAGACUUUGAACUCCGCAAUAGUCAAUAUUUAAUAUAUUUGAAGAGCGUGGUGGUUUCAUAAUAAUGAGGUCAGAAUCCAUGUGGAAUUUGCUGCAAUGACAUUUUGCAUGUUACAGCACAUUUGUCGAUUAACUGAAAACAAAUAAGGCUUAUUCUCAAACAACAAAGUAAUUAAUUCAAAGGGUGCAUUGUCUUCAUUGUUGAUUUGUUAAAAUUUUGCAGUUCUUUAUUGAGACCAAGAAGUUUUCAGGAACACUUUAAUAAAUAUGAUUAACAGCACUUUGACCCAGAGCUAACCAAACCAUGGCAACAGUGAAGCAUUAGGAUGUCAACUCACUGACCAACUCUGUACUGGCGAAACUAAUCAUAUAACACAUUCCGUAGGGUUCCCACAUGUAAUAGUUACACUUACAUCUCUUCCAUUCAAAUGGAAGCCAUUUGUUACAUUUCAUACUUGUUGCACAGAUGAAUGGGCUACGAUUGGGGCGUUGAAUUAUUAUCAGAUUGUUGGGACAAUUGCUUCAAUAUUCAGGUACAUUACAGUUUGACAAAAAUGGCCUCAUUUCUUAGUUUAGCGUGCAGAGGAUAGCUUUCACAGGAACAUGUUGCUGUCCUACUGAAUGAAUCUUACCCAGAUAAUUCAGAUUGGCUAGUUUGCAUCUAAUACCUUUAUAUUCUAAACUGAGGGUGUUUAUUUCUUUCUCCCUUUGUCUCUGUCUGUCUCCCUGUGCCUUCCAUGCCACAAGCAGGACGACCUGUUUCCUUACCCCCCCCAGAUUUCUGUCAGCUCUGUUGGCAGCCUGAGGGAAGGGUGUAAACUCCACCAUGGCAUGACCGAGAUCAGGAACUCGUCAUGCAUAAGCACAAUUUCACCCAUGUACUACCAGAGCUCCAACACUUGGGGCUAUGUGCCACAGUAUGUUAUUUAGUUAACGCAAAGGACAGCUUGUUAACUGAAGAAAUGUGACUCCAUUUUAAUAUUAAGAACACUGCAUUAACAGUAAUCUGUACAAUGUUUGAAUGAUAACAGUGCUCUGUACAAUACUGAUAGGUAAAAUAUUCACACAGUACCUUAUCUUGGACAUACUGAUGUUAAUGAAAAUUGAAGGAUUAGCAGUUCACUUAAGUUUCUGAAGAUCAUACGUUUAAUUGAUUCAAUUUGAUUAAUCCACGCAAACAUUGACCCGAUUGAAAUGUUCAUUCUUUGUACCUUCCACUUGGCAGCAGACAGUUCUGAAAUUAAGCCAGUGUUGGGAAUAAGCAAUACUGGUAAACAGGCAUUACAUCUAAGGUGAACAGAACAAUAACAAAAAUCCAGAUUCAUUUUUUUUAAAAAAUGCCUACAGCAAGAAUGCUUAAAAAUGUAUUAAAAUCAACGACUACUUUUGUAAUGCAGAUGUCAGAACAUGUUUGUGCAAAUGACAGUGGCAUUUUGGUUUAAUUUUUCCUUUUGUUCCAAAUUUUCCAUAGUGCAAGGAACCAAAGUUCAUUAUCUUGCACCCUUUUGGUGUAUCAUGUAUGUGCCUUGAAUUUAAAUCAUAAUGUUGAGUCCUUGAAACCUCCUCAUCUCCCCACCCCCCACCCCAGUCUUUUAUUUUACAGAGAAUGUAUGAAAACAUUAAAGAAACAAAGCUUUUAUGAAACAAUAAACAGCUAUGAAAGUUGAAUAUUUCAACAAAAAAAAAUCAUGUGAAUCAUUUUAAUUUCAGGUAAAGAUAACCCUGUGACCUUUAUAUUUGUGCAGUCUUGGAGUUCUUCUCUUUGGUUCUGAGUUGUUACAGAAGCAACAAGUAACCCUUUUGGGACUUAACGACCGCUUUUUACCAUUUUAAAGUACUUCUAGAAAAAAGACUAAAAUGAUUGUGUUUUUUUUUAAAUGAAAACUAGUACAUUUUUGUAGUAAUUUAAACAAAUACAGUGACCAAGCAAUUAGUCUGUGAAAGUAAGCAUUUGUGGACCAGCACAUGAUAACCCCUGUCGUGGUUAUUUAUUCCCCUUCUAAAAUAAAAAUAACCUGAGCAUUUACUAAAUUGGACAGUGUUACCCUAUACAGUGCAGCACAUUCCUUUAGAUCCAACAUGCACGGACCUGUUACCACAAUUGACAACCAGUUAAUCCUUGUUUUCUAACAGAUCAAUGCACUGCUAGCUUUUUAUUUUUUUACGUAGCUGCUUCAAAGCCAAUGUUGUAAUAAAAAUAAAUCCUUUCAAAAUAUUUUUUCUACUGCAAAAGUGAAUUGAAAAAAAACACUUUUUUUUUACAAUGGGUGAAAAAACACAUUUCUGAACCAUAGGGAGUUAAAGGGAGCAAGGUCACUUGUGCUCAGCUUUACUGUUUAGCCUUAUCUAGAGCAGAAAAUCUCACGUUGAAAGUUCAACAGUGCAUUUUAUGUUUUGUAUAUAUUUUUGUCUUGUUAAGGUGGGAGAAAGAAAUCUCAUGCUUUAUAUAUAAAAUGGCUACUUGAUGUAACUUAUAAUAAUGCACAGAUAUACUUGUUAUACUGACAGGUUGCAGAUUCCAGAUAAACUCUGUACCUCACUUGCAUAUUCCUUACUUUCAACAAAUUCUCUGUAUUUCUAAAACAUUGUUUGAAGGAUGUCCAUAACCAAAAUGCAAAAUAAAGUAUGGUCACAACGUA